AUGGCCAGCCGACGACGACACCUCCACCGCCGGAAGUCUUGGAGCUACGGCAACGGCUCGAUCACCAUACGUAUCGGGAGCAGAAGAAGCUCACGACACUACCAUGAAGUCCAAGUCAGCGGUCCUCGCGAAGCCGGACGCUUCGCGCGGGUCAUCGAAGACCAAGUCCGCGACUUCCCGCGAGAUCCUCUGAUCAUCGCCAUCAAUGGCUACCAACCGUGGCUGGAAGCCAUCCUCAACUCCUGCUUUCAAGACCACUGGAACGACAUCUCGGAUCUCGAUCGAGAGGUGCAGUUCGCUCACACCAUGCAGUUUCCGGAGAAGGCGAGCAGGAAGGGCAGAUUCGUGCCGUGGUCUUGUAUCAUCGAUCACAUGAAUGUCCCGCAGGUGUACUACUGGUCUGUUGGUGCGGAGCCGCCAUCGGGUGAGGACUGGGAGCUGCCUGACAUCUCGACCUUCCGCUUUCGAGUUGGCAUCUGGCAAAAAGGGCGAGGAGCAUGUUUGAUGGACCGAGAUGUUUCUGUCUCCAUCAUCUUCACGCCCCAAGAUCCACUCAGCGACCACGUUGUCUCAGAGUUGGUGUUUGGUUUUCUGUAUAAGAAUGAGGACCUCGGUCAACCUCGUGAGGACGAGGAAGGGAUAUGCUGGCUGUUCUUGCAACUGUAUCUACUCUUGACCGACUGGCAGAACAUCAUUCACCAACUCAACGAGCGUCUGGAUGAGGCAGAGAAGAACUCCACUGGCCGACAUCUCUCGGUCAAAAUGAGAGGUCGCAUGAUGCACGCUGAAAUCGACAGGAUCUACGAAUUGAAAGAGUACCUCAGCUUCCACACCCGUGCGUUCCAGAAGCUGCAGAAGCUCAAAGGUGAUAUCCCUCCAGACGAGCAGCAAGACCCACUCUGGGACGAUCUCGACGAUGUGGUGGACGACCUGCAACACUGGGACUCCUCCAUUGACAACCUGAAGGAGCGUUUCAACAACCUCCUCGAUCUCGAAUUCAACAUCCAAAAUGCCGUGCAAGCAGACAACUCCCAAUUCCUCGCCAUCAUCGCCACGCUCUUCUUACCAGUCUCUUACCUUGCGUCGCUCUUCGGCAUGACCACCAUCACUUGGCCGGCGAUCUGGUACCUCUACGUCGCCAUCCCAGUUCUUGUGAUCAGCGCAGCUUUUACCGCCAUCUUCCCUUGGUCAGUCAGGAGGGUGCAGAAAGUUCUGUACCCUGAGGAGAUGCGCCGGGUGCGGUUGACGCCGAAUGAGUUCACGAUGCUAGGAGAUGGUCUCCCGGAUAGUGCGGAUGUUCCAGGCAAGUCCGCCACGAGGGGCAGGAGGAAGUCUCUGCGUCCUUCAGGGAUGGACAAUGAUGCUAAGGUGAAGGCAAGGUCGAAGUCGAGGGCAAUGGCUGAGAAGGAUGAUCUCUGGUAG
Molecule: messenger RNA, 1422 nt
Organism: Saxophila tyrrhenica
Lineage: Eukaryota; Fungi; Ascomycota; Dothideomycetes; Mycosphaerellales; Extremaceae
Exons: 1
Coding region: 1-1422 (473 amino acids)
Biological process (GO): metal ion transport; transmembrane transport
Cellular component (GO): plasma membrane
Molecular function (GO): cobalt ion transmembrane transporter activity; magnesium ion transmembrane transporter activity; cobalt ion binding
Source: RefSeq, a predicted model, not a curated record